Molecule: messenger RNA, 6772 nt
Organism: Mobula hypostoma (lesser devil ray)
Lineage: Eukaryota; Metazoa; Chordata; Chondrichthyes; Myliobatiformes; Myliobatidae
Gene: myo5c
Product: myosin VC
Exons: 41
Coding region: 215-5461 (1748 amino acids)
Biological process (GO): actin filament organization; vesicle transport along actin filament
Cellular component (GO): cytoplasm; vesicle; actin cytoskeleton
Molecular function (GO): actin filament binding; ATP binding; microfilament motor activity
Source: RefSeq, a predicted model, not a curated record
GGUGGUGCUUGCAGUGAAUCGGGAGGGAGGGAGACAGGCAGAGCAAAGUCGAGCUGGAUUACUUUCGCGUGUGUAAACAAAACAGGUGGGACCUGUGAGAGGGAGGAGAGGGAGGAGAGGGAGAGGUGGGAGAGCAGGAGGACUUGGCGGCGGACCAUGAGCAGAGGUGGCGCAGCUCGCUCGAGCACCUGCUGAAACAACCCAGCCCGUGACUAUGGCAGUGGCUGAACUCUAUACCAAGUACAAUAGUGUUUGGAUUCCUGACCCUGAUGAGGUCUGGCAGUCUGCUGAAAUCACCAAGGACUACAAGAAGGGAUCUGAUGAACUACAUCUGCAGUUAGAAGAUGGCACUGAACUAAAAUAUCCAGUUGAUCCAGUCAACUUGUUUUUACCACCUCUACGAAACCCUGAUAUACUCGUGGGCGAAAAUGACCUCACAGCGCUCAGUUACCUCCACGAGCCCGCGGUUCUGCACAACCUCAAAGUGCGCUUUGUGGAUUCCAAACUCAUCUACACAUAUUGUGGUAUUAUCCUUGUGGCUAUUAACCCAUACAAAGAAGUACCAAUCUAUGGAGACGCUAUCAUUUAUGCCUAUAGUGGGCAAAAUAUGGGCGAUAUGGAUCCUCAUAUUUUUGCAGUGGCUGAAGAAGCUUACAAACAAAUGGCCAGGAAGAAUCGGAACCAGUCUAUCAUUGUUAGUGGAGAGUCUGGUGCAGGGAAAACCGUAUCUGCCCGAUAUGCUAUGAGGUAUUUUGCUACUGUUAGCAAAUCCAGUAGCAAGGAUUGUAUAGAAGAUAAAGUCCUUGCAUCAAAUCCUAUAACAGAGGCUAUUGGAAAUGCAAAGACAACGCGAAAUGACAAUAGCAGUCGUUUUGGUAAAUACACUGAGAUCAGCUUUGAUACCCGGUAUCGAAUCAUUGGUGCAAAUAUGAGAACUUACUUGCUGGAAAAGUCUCGGGUGGUGUUUCAGACUGAAAAUGAGAGAAAUUAUCACAUAUUCUACCAACUUUGUGCAUCUGCUGAUAAAUCCGAGUUCAAGCACCUGAGGCUAGGUGCUGCAGAAGACUUCAGUUAUGUAAACAUGGGUGGAAAUGCUGUCAUCGAUGGUGUUAAUGACAGAGCAGACUUUACUGAAACUCAGAAAACAUUUUCACUGUUGGGUUUGAAACAAGAUUUUCAAAUGGAUAUCUUCAAAGUCUUGGCAGGUAUUCUGCAUUUAGGAAAUGUAGAAAUCAAAGCUGUGAGCGAUGAAAAAUCUUCAGUGAAACUCGAUGAUUAUCACCUGACAGUGUUUUGUGAACUCCUUGAACUUAAGGCAAACGACAUGGCUUAUGGACUGUGUCACAGGAAAAUUGCUACUGCCUCGGACACCGUGAUCAAACCGAUGACCAAAGCUCAAGCUAUCAAUGCCAGGGAUGCUUUGGCCAAGCACAUCUAUUCUCAUCUGUUUAGCUGCAUUGUGGAUCACAUUAACAAGGCUCUACAGUUUUCCGGAAAACAGCAUACCUUCAUUGGUGUACUGGACAUUUACGGGUUUGAAACCUUCGACAUCAAUAGUUUUGAACAGUUCUGUAUAAAUUACGCCAAUGAAAAACUGCAGCAACAAUUCAAUUUGCAUGUGUUUAAACUUGAACAAGAUGAAUAUAUGAAAGAAGACAUUCCAUGGACAUUGAUAGAAUUCAACGAUAAUCAGCCUUGUAUUGAUUUGAUAGAAGCCAAAAUGGGUAUAUUGGAGCUACUGGAUGAGGAAUGUCUGCUGCCAUUAGGAACAGAGGAAAACUGGCUUCAGAAACUCCAGAAUAACUACUUAAACAAAAACCCUCUCUUUGAGAAGCCCAGAAUGAUGAGAAAGGCUUUCAUCAUCCAGCACUUUGCUGACAAGGUACAAUAUGAAUGUGAGGGAUUCCUGGAGAAAAACAGAGACACAUUGUAUGAAGAACUCAUCAAUGUACUGAGGAAAAGUAAGUUCCAGCUACUAGUCGAUUUCUUUCAAGACAAUGAAACAUCCACAGGAAACUUGAAUGCACAUAUUAAAGUCAGAGCUGCAAGGCCAGGGUUUAAAUCCUUCAACAAGCAACACCGCACGACAGUCGGCAGUAAGUUCCGUAAUUCUCUGCAUUUGCUGAUGGAGACACUUAACGCCACAACACCUCACUAUGUGCGAUGUAUUAAGCCAAAUGACGCCAAACUCCCAUUUGAAUAUGACUCAAAGAGGGUUGUUCAGCAGCUGAGAGCCUGUGGUGUUCUGGAAACUAUUCGGAUCAGUGCACAGAGUUACCCUUCCAGAUGGACUUACUUCGAGUUUUUCAGCCGUUACCGUAUUUUGAUGUCACAACGUGAUUUGGCGAUAAAUGACAAAAAACAAAUUUGCAAAGAGGUCUUGCAACGCUUAAUUCAGGAUCCAAACCAAUAUCACUUUGGUAAAACCAAGAUUUUCUUCCGAGCAGGGCAAGUGGCCUAUUUGGAGAAACUGCGGGCAGAUAGACUUAGGGCAGCUUCGAUCACCAUACAGAAAAACCUACGCUGCUGGAUUCAACGGAAAAAGUUCCUCAAGGUCAAACAAGCCACUGUCGUCAUUCAACAGUAUGUACGUGGGCAGCGCGCAAUACGACACGUAUUGAAUGCCACUUCCCUGAAGCAAGCAUGGGCAGUGAUCAUCAUCCAGAAACACUGGCGGCGGUUCAUCGUGCGCCGUCUUUACCAGCUCAUUCUGCUGGCCACCGUUACCAUCCAGAGCUACACCCGUGGCUGGCUUGCCAGAAGGCGUUAUAAGAAGAUGGUGAAGGAUCAGAAAGCAUUAAUAAUCCAAAAGCAUGUCCGUGCCUGGUUGGUAAGACGCAGGUACCAAAGUAUACGGCGUUUCGUUUUGAACAUCCAGCUCUCAUUUCGUGUCAAACAACUCCACAAGAAACUGGAGGAACAGAGCAAAGAGAACAAAGGACUGCUGGAACGUUUGACCUCUCUGUCUGCACUUCAAUCUGUUGAUUCGGAAAAAUUUCACAAAGUUGAGGAAGAGUUACAGAAAUCAGUGACACAAAAGCAGUUCCUUGAGGACCAAAUGAAGAAAAGCAAGGCAAAAACGGAAAAGACAUUGUCAGAACUCCGGAAGGAAACAUUAUCCCUGCAGGCUCAAAAUGAGAAGAUGAAGCAACAACACCAGGAACAGACCCAAGAAAUGAAAAAAAAAUUGGAUCAAAUUUCACAGCAGCAUCUUGAAGAUUUUGAAAGGGAAGAACGUCAAAGAAGGAAAUUGGAGAACAAUUUUCAAAACCAGAAGGAGGACUAUGAGCAUCAGAUAGCGGCCCUGACUGAUGAAGUAAAACAUCUGAGAGAGGAAAGAAUUCAAUUGCAAGAGCAGAUUCAGGAAGAGUACCUGGCAAAUGAGAGUCUACGGCAGGAAAUAACACAGCUGACCAAUGAAGCACUGAUAAUUCCGAAGCUUAAAGGGGACAUUGCAACACUUGAAAUGAAGAAACAAGGUUUAGAACUGUGCUUGCAAAAUCAAAGGAAAGAAAUGCGAGAAAAAGUGGAAGAAAUUACACAGCAGCUCCUUGGCGGUUUAGAGGGAGAAGAAUUACGAAAGAGGCUUUCUUCAGAAGACAUGGAACAACUAAAUGAAGAUGGGGAACUUUGGUUGGCCUAUGAAGGACUGAAAAGAGCUAGCAGAGUGAUGGAAUCGCAUAUUCAGUCUCAGAAAGAGAACUAUGAGAAGGAAAUUGAAGAACUCAGUUUGAAAAUUGAACAGCUCUCUGAAGACACAUCUCACUUGCAGCAAAAGUUCCAAGAAGAAAAUUUUACCAAUGAGAACCUCCGACUGGACUUGACCAGGCUGGCCAAUGAAAACAUGGUCAUCCCCGAACUCAAACUGCAAAUCCUAGAACUACAAAAAGAGAAACAGGAGAUUGAGAACCAGUUGAAGGGGCAGGUUGUGAAAAUGAAAGAAAAGAUGGAGGAAGUUACUGAUCAGUUGCAAGGCAGCCUUGAAGAAGAAGGACUCCACAGAAGAUUGUUAGAGUCUGAGAAAGAUAACUGUGCAAAAGAAAAUGUGGAAUUACUUGCUAAAGUCAGAAAACUUCAGAAUGAGAAUUAUCAGCUACUGAAUCGAACUCAAACCGAUAUCACGAUCAAUAACAGAAUGCAACAGGAAACAUCUCAAUUAACAAUGGAAAACUUGGAUCUGGAGGAGCAACUUGACCAGAAAGAAAAACAAAUAAAGAAGUUACAGAAUCAGAUUAAGUCAUUAACAAAAACAGCUGAAAGAGUUAAUCAGACCAAUGCAAAUCUUCAUCAAGCUACGAAGAAGGAAUACCUUGGAAUGCUGGAAUGCAAAGCAGAAGAUGAAGAAAAGCUCAUCAAAAAUCUAAUUUUAGAUCUUAAACCAAGGGGUGUGGUGGUAAACAUGAUUCCAGGACUUCCAGCCUACAUUCUGUUCAUGUGUGUUCGCUACGCAGAUGAUACGAAUGAUGCUGACAUGUUGAAAUCCUUGAUGAACUCCCUGACUGCUGGUAUCAAGGAAGUUGCCAAGAAUCACAAUGCAGAUUUUGAAAUCCUGUCUUUCUGGCUUUCAAACAAUGUGCACUUCCUCAACUGUUUAAAGCAGUACAGUGGGGAGGAGGAGUUUAUGAAGCACAACACUUCUCAGCAAAACAGUCAAUGCUUGAGAAACUUUGACCUGUCUGAAUACAGGCAGAUUCUGAGUGACUUGGCUAUCCAUAUCUACCAACAAGUGAUUCAAGUGAUGGAAAACGACCUUCAGCCAAUGAUAGUGCCAGGAAUGCUUGAACAUGAAAGUCUUCAGGGCAUUUCCAGUAUGAAGCCAACAGGGCUUAGGAAACGAUCUUCAAGCUUUCUGGAUGAAGCAGAUCACUAUACCAUCUCGUCCCUUCUGCAGCAGCUCAGUUACUACUUCACCACCAUGUGUCAACACGGCAUGGACAUGGAUCUCAUUAAACAGGCGGUCAAGCAGCUCUUCUUUCAGAUUGGAGCAGUCACCCUUAAUAACCUUUUCCUACGCAAGGACAUGUGUUCAUGCAGAAAAGGAAUGCAAAUAAGGUGCAACAUUAGUUAUUUGGAAGAGUGGCUGAAGGAAAAGAAUAUCCAGGGCAGUAGUGCGAAGGAUACUUUGGAGUCGCUCUCUCAGGCCGCCUGGCUGCUUCAGGUCAAUAAGACAACAGAUGAUGAUGUGAAAGAAAUAUGUGAAAGAUGUUCCUCUCUUACAUCGGUGCAGAUUGUCAAGAUCUUGAAUUCCUACACGCCAAUAGAUGAUUUUGAGAAACGUGUGGCUCCAUCCUUUGUACGGAAAGUUCAGUCGCAACUCAACAGUCGUGAAGAUGGUUCAACACUAAUAGUUGAUGCCAAAUACCAAUUCCAAGUGACUUUCCCUUUCAAUCCAUCUUCUCAGGCUCUGGAAACGAUCCAGAUACCUAACAGUUUAAAAUUAAACUUCCUUACUAGGAUUUGAAGCAUGUAACUAUAGAAUAUCAUGGUACUUGAGAGUGAAGAUGAAUUAUGUUGCAAUUGAUUAUUUAAGACAAUGAUUGAUAGUCCAGAUUAUGGAAAUUGGAUAUUUUUUCUCCUUGUGACAUGCCAAAAUGUAUGAUAUAUUUGACUCUAAGAACACUUCCACGAUGUGCAAUUUUUUAAAAAGCGUAAUCUAUUUUUUAUAAAAUGUGAAACCUUCAGUUUGAAUUGGCUGCUUUCAGAAGUAUAGUAUUUAAUUUUUUAAAAUACCAUGUAACUGUAAAACAAUAAUUGCAAAUGGCAUAAUUGUUAUCUUAAAGACAAAAGCAAAUAGAAAUGUUUACAUAAGAGAGAGGAGCAAGAGUUGGUCAUUUUUCCCACUCAGGCCUGCUUUAUCACUGAAUAAUGAUCUGAUUUUUGGUGUCAGGUCACUAUUCUGUCUGACCCCAUAAUAUUGAAUUCUCUUGUAGCCCAAAUUUCUGACUGUUUCAGUCACAGUCCUCAUAAUAUUGAUUACAAAAUUAUUUUACCAAAAUCCAUGAACUGGAGAUUUUAAAACCUGUACAGUUUCUAGGGUGGUUUUAAUAUAUGCGUAGAAUAUGGAUACAUGUUUAGAAUUUUUAAAAAAAUAGGAACAUCGCAGAAUGCAUCAGUUUUUGUCACAUUUUGGAUUUCUAUGUACAGAAUGUGUUUUAAACCUUUAUACCAUGAGCACUGUUCAAAAAUGCAAAGUUAAAAUGUUGUGCAAUAAUGUCUUAUUACUGUGUGAAAUUUCAGGGCAUAUUGUAAAAUUGUCAGGAAAAUUUCACUAUUAGAGACUGUGUUACCAUUUUAAAAAAAAAUUUAAGGGAAAAUGGUGUCUAUUGUGCCCCUUGGAAUAUAGCAUUUCUGCAGUCUGUUCACAACACAUUAAAGGAGUUUCAUCCUCUAAUCGGUCAAACACUACGCACCACUCUGGGUGUGUUUGGGUAUAAAGUUAAGACCAGACUGAACCAUGGUCAAUCCAAAUCCAAACCUGAUCUCGAACCUAAUGUUUCAUUACCUGUCUGGGAGGCUUUUGUAAAAAAAAAAUCAUUAAAAAAAAAUGAUUUGUAACACUGCGUAUCUGUUGUUGAAGUGUAGAAGAUGCAGACAGUAAUACUGAUUGAACCGCCCUGAUCUGAACAAAGCACUGAGCUAGUUAACAUGGCAAGGUCCAAUACAACCCUGAACUUUGACACAAGAAGCAUAAUCAGGUCCCAUUAGAGCCAUGCUCUACAUACAACUAAUUCCGUACUACAUAAAAAGGAUCCCUAAAGGCAGUCGAUUUUUC